Micropterus salmoides (largemouth bass) is the source of this 6155-nucleotide messenger RNA. RefSeq names its product family with sequence similarity 78 member Ab (gene fam78ab). The record is from RefSeq and is a predicted model, not a curated record. The transcript has 3 exons. The coding region runs from base 737 to 1525 and encodes 262 amino acids. NCBI's taxonomy places the organism in Eukaryota, Metazoa, Chordata, Actinopteri, Centrarchiformes, Centrarchidae.
UCUUUUUGCAUGUUGUUUUUGUCGGCUAAAAAUAGAACACAGUUCAUGCAAUUGCACUGCAUGAGCAAAUAAUGUGUACACACGUUCAGUAUAACGCUCUUAAAUUGCACUUUUUUUUUUUUUUUUUUUUUACUGUGGGGAAUGGAGGCUAUUGCGGAUUAAAUGAAUAAUGCGAGCGUCACCUCUGAGCUGCCAUUUGGCGUUUCUAACUGUCCGCGUGCACUGUCCAGCACCACAUUUUUGAUUAUGAUUCUUGUCACCAGCUGGACAUAGAGCAUUAGCCACAGUCCAGGGAUUAGCUGUUCAUGACACAAAGAAUCACACAGACGAGAAUAUGACGCCAAGAUGUAACAUCAGUAGUGUUUGUUAAUUAUUUAGCUCAUCAUUAACCUGAAACUUUUACGCGCAUCUUUCCAAUGGAUGCACGUUGCCAAAAAGGUCAAGUCGUUUGUGAUAAAGCACAUUUCGGAGGCAAUGACGUUCAUCUUGACGGCAUGAACACAUCGGUGCACGGAUAUGUCUCGUUUUUGUACUUGAGCUUGUUUGGUGAAGUUGCGUUUACCCACCGGAAAGCAUGCGCUCUACAAAUAUGACGAUUUUCUAGGCCUGACUCCUUCUUUUGUGAAAGUAGUUUUGGAUCAAAGAUGCAUGUUUUUUUAAUGACAGUCUGCUAUAAGUAAACACCUUUUAAUCUGACCUCUGGACGUUGUUGUGGAUUGUGUUGCUAUUUAAUGCAAUGGGCUGUAUCCAGAGUAUCAGGUGUAAGCCCAAGAGUUUCCGAGACAGUAUCAUCGUCCUGGAGGUGAACAGUUCCAUCGACCCCAACCCCACCAGCAUCGACGAGUCAUCCAGCGUGGUCCUGCGCUACCGGACACCGCACUUCCGAGCUUGUGCCCGUGUAUUGGUACCGCCAGUGGCCGGUAAAGAGACGUGGACCAUCGGCUGGAUUCAAGCUUGUAAUCACAUGGAGUUCUACAAUACUUAUGGAAACAAAGGGAUGUCAAGUUGGGAGCUCCCCGACCUGCGGGAUGGCAAGAUCCAGGCCAUCAGUGAUUCGGAUGGGGUCAACUACCCGUGGUAUGGCAACACAACGGAGACCUGCACCGUCGUAGGGCCCACCAAGAAGGACAGCAAGUUCACCGUUAGUAUGAAUGACAAUUUCUACCCCAGCGUCACCUGGGGUGUGCCCGUCAGUGACAGCAACGUGCCUCAGCUUAGCAGCAUCCACCGUGACCAGAGCUUUACGACCUGGCUGGUGGCCAUCAACCAGGCCACCUCAGAGACACUUGUCCUGCAGACAAUCCGCUGGAGGAUGCGGCUUCACAUCCACGUGGACCCGGAGAAGCCUCUGGGUCACAGGGCUGUUCUGAAUGAGCCCGUGGCUCAGGAACAACCUCAGAUUCUGGGCAAGAAUGAGUCUAUCCCCACUAAUGCCAUGGUCAAGCCCAACGCCAACGAUGCCCAGGUGCUGAUGUGGCGGCCAAAGAAUGGUGACCCUGUGGUGGUCAUCCCACCCAAACACUGACCAGACUGGCCUUGGAUACCUUAACAGUAUCAUCUCUUAUUUGUUCCCUUUCUUUUUGUUCCUGCUCAUCACCAGCUCUCACUGCUUUAUCCCUUUCCCUCUUUUUGCCUCAAUAUUAUUCUCUUAUGUUAUAAAAAGACAGACAGAGAGAAAAACCAGGCAGAGACGAAUUAAACCAGCUCUGAGAAAAAGGCCAGCUGUUGCUUUGAGCCAGGGGUUUAACACACCUUUAAAACUGGAGUGAACAAACUGCAACCAUUCUACCUUCAAACCGGGUCGGGUCGCACUGUGCUAAAUGAAAUCAUUGCAAAAAUGAAAAACUAGAACAUUUCUUUGUUUUUUAUUUUAGUUCUACAUUUUGGCUGUUUUGGCCAAGUGAUACGGGGUUUGUGAGUGUGGGUGGAUUGAAGUAUUUACACGACCAUGUCUGCGCAAAUGCAACAUACAUGGAUGUGCUCAAACCUCGUGUAUGAAUACCAGUUGAGUUUUUAUUUAUGGGCUGGGAGAGAGUGAAUUUAACUUUGUUGUUGUCGUGCGCUUCACAUGACGAAUUUCAUUGGGUGAAAUACUAGAUUUUAGUACUUUUAAAAAAAACAAACAUGCAAGACAUUCAAUCCAUGCUGCCUUAAGUUUACAUUGCUUUCCACUGCAAACGUUUUCGCCUUAAACCAAGUGCAAUGCAGUAUUUAGCUAAUUUCACCUGUCUUCUCCAGACCGUUGGUGCUGGCAUGUGUGGGUUUAGGACAGGAACCAUACCACAGAAGAAGACCCCGGGUCUAUAGUCUAUAGGCUUUAAUGUUCAAGUUGCAUUCACUUGACAAAUGUAUCGUCUAUUAAGUACAACAAGCAUUAAGUGUAGAUACUGUUACACAACCAAGCUAACUAGUUGCGUUUCAAGUGUAUUAUGCAACAGCAGAGAUGCUCUGUACUGAUGGACAUGCAGGGAACGUCAGCAAAGCCAACCCUUGUCAAUAGCACUCAACACAAUAAAGUGCAAUAACAACCUGAGCAAAAAGAACAAAUAAAGCACUCCUCAGUAUUCAGUUUAUAGGCAGUUGUAGCAUUCAACAUCUAAAAAAGUUUUCCUUUCUCUGAAUUGCUCCAUCUCAGGGCCCCCUUUUCACUUCCUUCCCUAUUCUUUUUUCAUCCAUUCUGUCUGGCCUACUAUUUCUUGCAACCAUGAGUAACUGGUUCCAUUACUCACAUUGAACAAUCAAUACUUUGAUUAAUAAGCAGUCACAGUAAAUAACUCUUAAUAACUGGAGAAUAAGAAUAUAUCCUUCUGUGGUGUUUGUCAUCUCCAGUUGUCUGACAAUCUUAUACACAUUGUAUUUAUUAUUGUUGCCUUCCUUUAAACCAAAAACACCCCUUUUCUUUCUUUCAUAUUUAAAUGAAAUUUUUGUCCUUCAUCCUCAUUCAUCUGUAAUCGUCAUCUACACCAGUAUUCUUCCUCCCCCCUUCUUUCUCUCUCUCUCUUUUUUUAAUCUGUCGAGGCUGAAAAGCAGAGCAGGAGGCAUGCAAGUUUGAUCCUGACUGCUCGGUUGGCAUAUAGAUGACCCACUUCUCUGCUUUGCCAGUUGUAGCUCUCGCUGCAGAAAUGCGGGGCUCGUUUCCCUUUAUUUCACCGCCAGCAAAUGUAAGACAACAAACACACAUAAACAAGCAUCUCGGGUCAGCUAAAUACCAACAUUAAACAAUAUAAAGCCCAUUUAACUGUUUAUCUUUGAGAAGGGCUUUAACUGCAACCUGAAAUCUCUCAUACUUUUAAAUCUGUUAAUGAGCUCUGUAAGAGUUUGUUCCAUUAAUGGCCAGUUUUUCACUUUCAGAUGCCUAGCAAGUUCACUGUGCCCAUCUAGUCCCUGUGUUUUGGCUCCAACCAAAGAAAUAAUUUGCAUGCCAGUCUGAUCUGCUCAUGUAUUUCACAAAGAUCAGUCUGCUGCUGCUGUUUCAAUGUAUUAGCAUCUCUCUACUAUUGAGUGCACAAAGCAUUCAUCCGUCAAACUUGGUUCAGGCCACAUUUCUUGGUGUUUUUUAGGAUCUUGUGUCCAUUCUGCCAUUACAAAACUAUGAAUUAUUUUUUGAUUUUAUUCAAAAGUUCUUUGAUGUUGCUGCUAUUUCUACCAAGCCUGUAAAGGAAUAGUUUGACAUUUUUGCUUUCUUGCCAAGAAUUAGACAAGAAGAUCGAUACCAUUCUCAGGUCUGUAUGCUAGCUUAGCUUAGCAAGACUGGAAGAAAGGGGAUACCGCUAGCCUGGCUCUGUCCAAAGGUAACAAAAUAUGCUUACCAGCACCUAUGAAGCUUACUAAUAAACACAUUUUAUCUCAUUUGUUUAAUACUUACAAAAAACAAGUUGGCCAAGUUGUGCCAUUUUACAGGCUGUGUUUCCUAUCUUUAUGCUAAAUUAAGCUAACCAUCUCCGGGCUGUAGCUUCCUAUUUAGCAUACAUAUUUGAGAGUGGUCUGAAUCUUCUCAUCUAACUCUUGGCAAGAAAGCAAGUAUUAUGUCUACAUAUUUCUUUAGCCAUGUGGCUUCCGGUGUAAAUCCAAAUGGCAUGGGAGUAGAAAGACAACCUUACAUGCUAUGUAGAAUUAGCUAGCUAAAGGCUAACGACAGAUAAUAUCUAGCUGAACCAGAGCUCACACACGGCUACAUCAGGCUCGGCCUCCGCCCCAGGCUGAGACGCAGGGUGUGGGUGGUGGAGGUAGAAGGAGAGGAGAAGUUAGGCUAAAGGGGGGACUGCUGUCAUAAUUAGAUCUGCAGUGACACACUUACAUGCCCUAAAUGGACUGAACUGUGCCAAGUAAUGCUAUGCAAGGCAAGGGCUGGCUGGACUCAUGGGUGAGGUUUACGUUAGGUUAGGUCAAAUCGCAAAGGUGAGGGUCAAAGUGUUUGUCUGAGGGGAGAUGUCCUAAAAUGUUCUUGUAGAUAGCCGAGUGGCAGUGAGGGAAUGAAUACGAACAUGACAACACAUUUAAUCCAUUUAGACAUUAAAGCCAUCUUAAAAUAACGUUGACAUUUGUCAACCACAACUUAGAUGUCAACCACAAGUUAUUUCAAUUUGCAGUUUGUUUUGAAGGCAGUAGAGAGGGCUGCAGCUCAUGUUAUGAACUCACUGACCUUUCUGACCGAAAGUAGUAUGGGGCCAUUUUUGUAUCGUGGACUGUCUUUCUUGUAAUAUCUUGCGAUGACCUAUGGACACUGGAGAGUACUCAAGCUGGACUACACGUAAUGUAAUUAAACCUUGACAUGCAGAGUGGCCCGCACUCACAACAUGUGUGUGUAUAUUCAUGUGAGCGUGUGUGUUAAAUCCUAUUUGAGGGAUUUAGGCAGUAUAAGGAGUUUCACUGAUGUGCUUCUGCUGUUGUUGAGUCAUGAUUCUUUCUCUCUGUCUCUCUCCUCUCACACACACAGUGCAGGGAAGGUAACGUCCUUGUCAUAAAAUAGGGGCAGAGCCUGCCCUCAAACACACACACACAGACACCCUGAGGGGAAAGGAGCAGGCCUGGCAUGGUAUCUGAUUGUCACAGCAGUGUCACAUUGGCAGUGUGAACUCAUUUAUCAGCUCUGCACGUGGACCGUCUAACACAUGCACAUGCUACAAAGCCAUAUGCACAAACACCAGUUUACUAAUAAACAGGAGGUGAUCUAUCUAUUGUUUGUGUUGUUAAACUACAGUGAGCAGAUUUUACUAUUUAAGUAUUGAGGGGACUGAGUAGGUGCAUGUCAACUAUCAACAGCAUUUCAUCUUAAAUUGUAGGACAAAGGGCACUAAUUGUCUUCUGUUUGUGUGUCUGAAUCUGAAAGAUGUGUAUUUUCUGUUCACAGAAGAACUUCAUAGAUGUUUUAUCUUCUUCUUUAACUAAGCCGCAGAAAAACAAAAUCACACAUUGUUCGUUUGCUGUAUGAAUGGCAAAAAGUGCCAAAAUUGGACGAAACUAUGCUGUAUGACGUAGUUAGUGACUCGCAGACGCAAACACCUCUUGGUAUUUAAUAAUACAUUUAAAUGCAUUUAGUGUAUUUGUAUUUCCAGAGAAACACGACAAACACAAAAUGUAGCCAUAAGGGAGACUCCUUGUAGUGUUUUCUGCUUGCAGGGCUGUGCCAAGUGAAUGAGGCCUCCUCUCCUAAACCCACAACAUUACAGGUCUUCCGAGGGCUGCUACCUUUGCUACCAAUGUUUAUGUUGUUAUUUAACCCCCAUGAAACAUCAGUGAAUCAUCUUCCCUUUGUUUAAACCAAUAAGUUCACACUCAGGACCACCUGCCUUCAUUUCCUUGGCUUUUACUUUUGGUUUUAUAUCAUGAAAAAGAAAAGUUAGUUAUUCUUGCUGUUCUCUUUCUUUCAGAAAUUAAAAUAACAGUCCCAUGGUUUAAAUACAACCCUAAAUGUAGCACAUACGAUAAUAUGAACAACUAUGUACGUUUCUCAUAAUGUUUGGUUUGUUGUCUGGAAAUACAGCACUGAAAUUGUUAACGCAGUUUGUGUUCUUUUGUUCAGCUUUUACUUUUACACCAAUACUUGAAAAUGGGUCAGUUCUGGCAAAUAUUUAAAACUGUGAAAAUGCACAACACUGGGAAAGCAACCCCUGAAAAAAGUAUUUUUCAUGAAUGAAUAAAAUAUACAAAUAUUA